AUGGUCGACACCGUCGCCGGCGCCACCGACUACCGCGGCCAGCCGGCCUCUCGUGCCGCCACCGGGGGCUGGAAACCGUCGGUUUUCGUCAUGGCGAUGGAGAUCGCGGAGCGGUUCGCGUACAAGGGCGUGGCCGCGAACCUGAUCACGUACCUGACGGGGCCGCUGGGGCAGCCGAUGGCGCGCGCCGCCGCGUCCAUCGACGCGUGGAAGGGCGUCUCCCAGAUGCUGCCGCUACCGCUCGCGUGCGUCGCCGACGCCUGGCUCGGCCGGUACCGCGCCAUCGUCCUCGCCUCCCUCAUCUUCGUCGUGAGCAUGGGCGCCCUGUCGCUGUCGUCGGCGUUGCCGGCCUUGCGCGGCGGCCACGUGGCCAUCUUCUACGUGGCACUGUACCUGGUGGCCCUCGGCGAGGGCGCGCACAAGCCGUGCGCGCAGGCGUUCGCGGCGGACCAGUUCGACGAGAAGGACCCCAAGGAGAGCGUGGCGCGGAGCUCGUUCUUCAACUGGUGGUACUUCGGCAUGUGCGCUGGCACCGCUGUCACCACCAUGGUCUCCAGUUACGUGCAGGACAACGUCGGCUGGGGACUCGGCUUCGGCAUCCCCUGCAUCGUCAUCGUCGCCUCGCUCGUCCUGUUCCUGCUCGGGACCAGAUCGUACCGGUUCUACACCACCACAGAGGCCAGCCCCUUCUCGCGCGUCGGGAACGCGUUGCUGGCGUUGAUCCAGAGCUGGGCACCGAAUCCUCGUACCAGAAAAUUAGGCGACGGCGACGAGGACAACGCCGUCGCCGUCGAGGAGGUGAAGAGCGUGCUCCGCCUGCUGCCUAUAUGGGCGUCGUGCAUAAUCUACGCGAUCAUCUUCUCCCAGACAUCGACGUUCUUCACGAAGCAGGCCGCGACGCUGGACCGCCGGAUGGGCGCGAGGUUCAAGGUGCCGGCGGCGGCUCUGCAGACGUUCAUCAGCGUCAGCAUCGUCGUCUUCAUCCCGGUGUACGACCGGCUCUUCGUGCCCCUGGCGCGGCGCUACACGCGGAGGCCCACGGGGAUCACCAUGCUGCAGAGGGUCGGCGCCGGCCUGGCGCUCUCCCUCGUCGCCGUGGCCCUGUCCGCGCUCGUGGAGAUGAAGCGGCUCCGGGUCGCGAUGGAAUCCGGCCUGGUGAACACCCCGAAGGCGCAGCUCCCCAUGACGCUAUGGUGGAUGGUCCCGCAGUACGUCCUCAUCGGCGUCGCCGACGUGUUCGCCAUGAUCGGGCUGCAGGAGUUCUUCUACGACCAGGUCCCCGACGGGGUGCGGAGCCUUGGGCUGGCCCUGUUCCUGAGCAUCUUCGGGGUCGGCCACCUCCUCAGCAGCUUCCUCAUCUCCGUCAUUGACAAGAUGACAGCGAGGAGCGGGACGAGCUGGUUCUCUAACAACCUCAAUCGCGCCCACCUCGACUACUUCUACUGGCUGCUCACUGGGCUCUGCGCCGUGGAGCUCGUCGCCUUUGUGCUCUUCUCUCGAGUGUAUGCUUACAAGAGAAAGAGUGGCAAUGGUGAUCUCGUGUGA
This is a messenger RNA of Miscanthus lutarioriparius, 1545 nucleotides long. The record is from the annotation of a GenBank genome assembly. Lineage: Eukaryota; Viridiplantae; Streptophyta; Magnoliopsida; Poales; Poaceae.